AUGACAAUGCAGUUUGAAUUCCCCAAAAUAGACUGGGAGGCGGCGGAUUUAUAUCAGGAGUUCCAGCGGUUCCGCAGCCAUGUUGGCUUCGUGUUCGCCGGUCCUCUGUCCGCGCGGCGAGAACAAGGAAAAGGCGGGGUGGAUUGCAGCACUGGACUUGGAGCUGUGUUGGUGCAGGAUGACCAGCCGGUGGCCUUCUCCUCAAGAUCGAUGACCGACGCAGAGACUCGUUACGCGCAAAUUGAGAAGGAAAUGUUAUCCAUUGUCCAUGCAUGCACCAAGUUUCACCACUACAUAUUUGGGAAACAUGUCACAGUAUACAACGAUCACAAGCCACUUGAGGACAUUUACAAAAAGUCGCUGUUGUCCACACCAAUGCGUAUCCAAAGAAUGCGUUUGAGGCUCCAGUGGUAUGACAUUACAGUUAAAUACAGGAGAGGCAAAGACAUGGAGUUACCAGACACGCUGUCCCGAGCACAACUCUCUGACAAAACGCCAGAGGCAGGAACUCUUGAGUGUGUCUCUAUGAUCAACUUUCUGUCUGUCAUCCAGGAAGGCUGGCCGGAAAACAGGCGUGAUGUGCCCAUUCCUGUGCAGCCAUACUGGGACUCAAGAAGUCAGCUGGCUGUAACUGAUGGUGUUGUGUACAAAGUAGUUGUGCAGCCCCACAGUGCUCCACGCUCCUAUGUGGUGGACAGCGGAGGUAAGCUGUAUCGGCGUACAAGCCAACAUCUCCGCAACAGCACUGCAACUGCCAACCAGCCACGUCACGUCACACCUGAUGAAGAGCCCUGGCGUGAACCACCAGUGACAUCAGCAGCUGAGCAGCAGUCUCCUACUGUCGCCCCGGAAUCACCAGUCGGAGCGCACCUGAACGCCUCGCAGAAGACGCCCCACAGCAGUGCUGGUGUGUGGGCGAAUCAGAGUGCGCCUUUCACGGCACCGUGA
Knipowitschia caucasica is the source of this 948-nucleotide messenger RNA. NCBI's taxonomy places the organism in Eukaryota, Metazoa, Chordata, Actinopteri, Gobiiformes, Gobiidae. The record is from the annotation of a GenBank genome assembly.